Molecule: messenger RNA, 1006 nt
Organism: Paramecium pentaurelia
Lineage: Eukaryota; Ciliophora; Oligohymenophorea; Peniculida; Parameciidae
Source: the annotation of a GenBank genome assembly
AUGUAUAUAAUAAUUGCAUCUGCCAUUAUUUUUGCUAUCAGUUUUACUAUUCAACUAACAAAACUCAAUCCAAAAAAAAAGUUAUAUAUUCUGGAUAUAUUUCUUAUCUUUCUAGGUUCAAUGGCAAUAUAUAGUGAAACUACACAUAAGUUAGGUGAUUUUACAGAGCAAUUAUAGGCUGCAUUUUCAAAAUAAUAUCCAAUUGAAUAUUAAUUAGAUGAACUCAUUCUUAAAAAUCAAAUACAAGAUCAUUCAUUUCAGCUAUUUUAUGGGAUGAAAUAAGAUGGAAUUUCUACUUUCUUCAAAUUCAUCAUAAACAAAUCAAUAAAGGAGAAUAAAUAAGGCAUCUAUAUUAAUAUCUAAUCAGAAAUACAAAAUUAAGAACAAGCCUUAUAAUAAUUUGGUACUAACAAUUUUCAUGAACUAAUUCAUUUUACAUAAUAAAAACCUACAAUAAUUACUGUUGAUAAUUUGCAUUUAUCACUUAGUAAAAAACAAUGUUUUAUUUGCUCAAUAUUAAGUAAUCUCCAUAAAUUUAACACUACAACUAUUCUAAUUAGUGCAAAAGAAUUACAUAAUUUAAAUUAUAUGUUAGAUGAUUAUAGUACUAAUGUCAUGGAAAUUAGAGAAUUUAAUAAUGGAAAAUAAUUACAUUUUAGAUAUGAUUGGAAUUAAGAUUCUACUUAAUAAUAUGUAAAGAAAUAUGAUGGUAUUUGUAUCCAAUUAUUAUUUAAGAUAUCGUUAUAUAGAAAUAGAGAGAAUUUGUGAUAAAUUUGAGUGAAACAGAAAAAUAAUUGAUGGUUAAUAUAAGAAAGUUAAUUUGUAAAAUCAAAUGUGAAAAUUAAAAAGUGAAAAUAGAUGAUUUGUAAAAUUAUUCAAUUUAUAUUAUAGAAUCUAUUAAUAUUAAGAUUUGAAAUAGAUAGUUGAAAAAAAUUAUGUAAUUGCUUAAUUUGGAUAUGUGAAAUUUUAUAAUAGUUUUAUCUUUGAGUCAUUGUAAUAUUUAUGA